Molecule: messenger RNA, 4210 nt
Organism: Schistocerca serialis cubense
Lineage: Eukaryota; Metazoa; Arthropoda; Insecta; Orthoptera; Acrididae
Product: serine/threonine-protein phosphatase 6 regulatory ankyrin repeat subunit A-like
Exons: 7
Coding region: 1159-3486 (775 amino acids)
Biological process (GO): proteasome-mediated ubiquitin-dependent protein catabolic process; regulation of proteolysis
Cellular component (GO): cytoplasm
Molecular function (GO): ubiquitin protein ligase binding
Source: RefSeq, a predicted model, not a curated record
GUAAGUUUCUGUUGCAUCUAUGCAGUGAAUAACCUUCCCUGCAGUCCGACGGUAUAUGUAGGUUAGGCGUGGUGAAAAGCUGCUGUUCGUAACCAACACGUCGCAUUAGCUUGUCGUAUUGGAAUUGAGACGUUCAGCAAAGAUGUCUGCGUUAAAAAAGAAUCCAAACACUCAGACGUGUGACUUUGGCGGUCUGCUGGAGGCCAGAGAUGUGGCGCUCAUAACUUUGGUAGUGGGAGAAACACACCUGGUGGUACACAGGUCUGUCUUGGUGGCCAAAAGCCCAGUGUUCGCUGCAAUGCUGACCCACGACACAGUGGAGGCCAGCAGCAGUCGCAUCGUCGUCACAGACGUCGAGCCAAAGGUGCUGCAGCAGCUGCUGCUGUUUAUGUACAAGGACUGUGUUCCUCAGCUUUGCAGUAUGGCAACACAGCUCUUGGUGGUUGCAGACAAAUAUUGCGUUCUCGACUUGAAGGCACAGUGCGAACUACAGCUGGUCAUAGAUCUGGAUGUGGAGAAUGUCGUGUCGAGUGCAUUGCUCGCAUUGCGCCAUUCCUGCCCACGUUUGAAGGAAACUGCUGGGCACUUCCUUGAGGCUAACCUCACCAGGGUGAUGGACACAGAAGGAUGGGCAGAGGCAGUACGAAACAACCCAGAAGAAUUCAUGGAACUCAGUCGCCUGCUCGCUUCGACCAGAAACACUUGUCAGGAGGAGAUGGACAGAAAACUACUCCUGGCAGUUGAAAACAAGAGGCUAAAGGAGGUUGAAGAUCUGCUAGCCACAGGAGCAUACGUGGGGGCACGGGAUGCGAGCGGGAGGAGUGCCCUGCACAGUGCAGCUACCACAGAAAUUGCAUCGUGCCUGCUGGAGGCUGGUGCGCUUGUCAGUGCGAGGGACAAGUGGCACCGUACGCCUCUGCAUGCAGCCAUACAGAGGGGCAACACAGAUGUGGCUCGUCAGCUGGUGGGGGCCUCUGGUAAUGUGAAUGCUGCUGACUUGUACGGGGACACACCACUGCACUUGGCGGCACAAUUGUGCAGCUGCAAAGUGGUAAAGUUACUGCUGACUGUGGGUGCAGAUAGGGGUGCUAGAAACAAUUUGGGUGAGACACCCUCGGAUGUGGCUGAGCGUUAUAAAAUGAGAGUCUAGUAGUGGCCAUGUUCAGUGUUUCAGGUUCAGCCAUCAUGUCAACAACAGACGAGAGUUCAAAAACCCCGGCAUGUGACUUGGUUGCUCUCCUGGAUGCCAGAGAUGCAGCACUCGUAACACUGGUGGCGGGAGAGAUGCAGCUGGCUGUACACAGAUCCGUCUUGGUGGCCAAAAGCCCAGUGUUCAGUGCAAUGCUGGCUCACGACAUGUCGGAGGCCAACAGCGGUCGCAUAGUCAUCACAGAUGUCGACCCGGAGGUGCUGCAGCAGCUGCUGCUGUUCACGUACCAGGACAGCACUCCGCAGCUCUGCAGUAUGGCACCACAGCUCUUGAUGGCCGCAGACAAAUAUUGCUUGCCUGACUUGAAGGCACAGUGCGAAUUGCAACUGAUCCGAGAUCUGUCUGUGGAAAAUGUCACGUCAAGUGCCUCAAUCGCGUUGCGGCACUCUUGCUGUCGGUUAAAGGAAGUGUGUGGCAUCUACAUGCAGGCCAACUUUACCAAGGUGAUGGGCACUGAGGGGUGGGCAGAAGCAGUGAGAAAGCACCCUGAAGAGUUUGUGGAGGUCACUCGUUUGGUUGCAGCAAAACCAUCAAAACCCAGGAAUGAAUCUCGGGAGUUGGACCAGAGGCUGCUGGAGGCUGUUAAAAAAAACAAUUUGAAGGAGAUGCAGCAGCUGUUAGCCACAGGGGCAGAUGUGGGGGCACGGGACACGAGCGGGAAGACUGCGCUUCAUCUUUCUGCAAACUCACCGAGCAGACUGAGGUUCCUGCUGCAAACCGGUGCAGAUGUGGCACUGCGGGAUGGGAGCGGGAGGACAGCCCUCCAUUUUGCAGCUACCAGUGGAGAUAAGGAAGCUGUGGCAUGUCUGCUGCAGGCCGGUGCACGUGUAGAUGUGAUGGACACACAGCUCCAAACAGCUCUACAUUCUGUCAUUCAGGGAAGUAACCUGGAAGUUCUCCAGCAGCUGCUGGCAGUCUCCAGUGAUGUGAACACUGCCGACACAUACGGGUGCACACCACUGCACCUGGCAGCAGAACGGGGCAACGAAGCUGUGAUACAGGCACUCCUGGAUGUGGGUGCGGACAAGUAUGCUAGGAACAAGCGAAGAGAGACUCCGCUGCAUGUUGCUGAGCGGUGUCAUAAGGAGGAACUGCGAGCUUUGCUCAGUGUUUCAGGUGCAACCAGUGCAUCAGAGACAAAUGAGAAUCCAAAAGUUCUGGCCUACGACUUUGGUGCCGUCUUGGACGCCAGGGAUGCUGCACUCGUAACGUUAGUGGCGAGAGACAUUCAGCUAGCUGUACACAGGUCUGUGUUGGUGGCCAGAAGCCCAGUGUUUGCCUCAAUGCUGGCCCACAACACGGAGAAGGCCAGCAGCGGUUGUAUCCUCGUCGAAGAUGUCAAACCGGAGGUGUUGCAGCAGCUACUGCAAUUUAUGUACAAGGACAGCAUUCCACAGCACUGCAGUGUGACACCACAGCUCCUGGUGGCUGCAGAUAGAUAUUGCGUGUCUGACUUGAAAGCACAAUGCGAAAUACAGCUGGCGCGUGAUCUGUCAGUGGAAAAUGUGAUGAUGAGUGCCUCGGUCGCAUCGCGGCAUUCGUGUCCUCACCUGACGGAAGCAGCUGGAUGCUUCCUCCGGACCAACUUUACCAAAGUGGUGGCCACUGAGGGGUGGAAAGAAGCCGUGCACAACCACCCUGAAAAAUUUGUGGAAUUCAGCUGUCUGAUUGCAACGACACCAGCAAAAACGAGGAGUGCCUCUCAGGAGGAGAUGGACUGCAAGCUGCUCAAGGUGGCCGAAACUGUGGAUUCUACAGAAGUGCAGGAGCUGCUAAACGCUGGGGCGGACGUGGGGACACGGGAUGUGAGGGGGAGGACUGCCCUUCAUAUUGCCGCAGCAAUUCCCAUGUACUGUUUGACCUUUCUGGGCUACCUGCUAAAAGCUGGGGCAGAUUUGGGGGCAAAGGAUGAAAGUGGGAGGACUGCCCUUCACUGUGCAGCUGCCAGAGGACUCAAGAAUACCACAGAGUAUCUACUGCAGUAUGGUGCGUGUGUGGAUGUGAGGGACAGGUGGCUGCAAACGCCUCUGCACGCAGCUGCACAGGGAAACUCAGAAAUUGUUGGAAUCCUAGCGAAAGCUUCUAGUGAUGUGAAUGCUGCCGACGUGUACGGGUGCACACCACUACACUUGGCGGCACAGUGGUUCGACAUAUCUGCGGUACGGGCACUGCUGAAUGCCGGUGCAGACAAAAAUAUUAGGAACAAUGAAAGGGAGGCACCCAGGGAUGUUGCUGACCGGUAUAAAAGAGAACACUUGCUAGCCUUACUGAAGUGAACCUCACCUCCUUACAAGGACAUGCGUAAAAUGAAACUUACAUAUACGCUCUUCACUUUUGUCACAGAAGCCAUGUGCAAGUAGCAAUAGGAAUGAGGGCUGGUUGUACAGGAUAUCCCAAACCUGCUAUCACAAUUGUACAGACAGUAGAUUAUGCUAUAAGGAAGUAAUGGUUGGAAACUUAACUUUGCUUCAGAAACAUCUGGCCCUUUUCUUAACCUCAACAGCUUGUGAGUUCACCACAUAGGCAACUGAAAAUUGCAAAUGGUACAAUUUUCUUAUUAUAGUUAGAUCGACAAAAGAUGGUGAUUUGCACAGCUCGAGACAAGGACGGGGAGCGCAUUGUUGCCUGUUCCAAGCAAUGUUUGCGGUAAGUGCAUACACUUGCUCUGCACUUGAAAAAAGUGUGUGUACUGCAAAUUAUGUCCCUCACAUGCUUAUGCAAAAUUUGUUGCUUACCACUGCAAUCAGCCUUGACAACUUGCAACAAAUGGAGUAAAAAUUUUAUAACCAAUGCACUAUGAUCAUGUUCAAUGCAGUGGCUAAGACAUUCACAACAGAGUGCUGAGAACACUACUGAAUACUCAUUGGCUGUUGGGGAAUACGUGACAUAGAUGCACAGAACAAGCCUGAACUCAACCACCAUCUUUUGUGUCUCCAACUAUAGUCAUUCUUUAUACACUCUCACAAAAUAUUUGGACUCAGAAAUAAAAAAAAAGUAACA